Molecule: messenger RNA, 1014 nt
Organism: Cryptococcus amylolentus CBS 6039
Lineage: Eukaryota; Fungi; Basidiomycota; Tremellomycetes; Tremellales; Cryptococcaceae
Exons: 6
Coding region: 1-1014 (337 amino acids)
Source: RefSeq, a predicted model, not a curated record
AUGAGUCUCACCACCACCCAGCUUGCGCAACAAGAAGAGGAAGCGGGCAUCCUCAAGCUCCGUGGCUUCCAUGACCCACACUCCGUCGAGGCUAUUCUGGAAGACUUGGAGACCAAAGGCUGGGCGGUAGUGAAGAACGUGAUUCCCCUGGAACGAGCCCAAGAGUACGAGCAGCGAGCCUACGCCUGGCUUGAAAGUUUCGGGAAAGGCUUCAAGAGAGAUGACAAAGACACAUGGAAGUUUGAAAACAUGCCUGCAUUUGACAGGGGAGGCAUGUUCAAGCGCCAUGGAGUCCAUCACGAGCGUUUCGUCUGGGACAUCAGGUCCGAACCUGGUAUUGUCGCGGUGUUCGCCAAGCUAUGGGGGACGGACGAGCUCCUCGUAUCUUUUGAUGGUCUCAACAUCUCACUCCCAUACAUCGAUGACCAGCAGACCGACCGAGCCGCUCCAUGGCCUCACGUCGACCAAAACCCAAGACGAAGGCACAAGCACUGUAUCCAAGGCAUCGCCAACAUAGCUCCCAACGGGCCUCUGGACGGGGGGCUCAAAGUCCUCUCCCAUUCUGUCCAGCACUUUAAUGCCUUUUUUGACGCACACCCCGAGCUCGAGCCCGAAGGAGGCUGGCCCGCGGGCGACUUCUUCAUGCACCGGGAGGAGGAUGUGGGGUGGCUGAAGGACAGAGGAUGUGAGUGGGUCAAAGUUGAGGCUGGACCUGGAGACUUGAUAUUGUGGGACAGCAGGACUGUGCAUUAUGGAGCCGUAGCGGAGGGUGAUAGACCGAGGGUUGCCACCUACCUUUGCUACAAGCCCGCCAAAGACAUAAAGCCCGACAAGUUGGAGGCAAGAAAGCAGGCUUUUGCCGAGUGGGCAGGGACUACUCAUGAUCCGCUAGAGUUUACCGUCAGAGGUACCAACACCUUGGGCCCACUUACUCCUGAUGAAAAGCAGCUGCCUCAUGAGAUUCCAGUCCUAGACGAGAGAACCAAAAAGCUUGCCGGGCUGAUUCCUUACUAA